Nyctereutes procyonoides (raccoon dog) is the source of this 6004-nucleotide messenger RNA. RefSeq names its product SH3 domain containing ring finger 3 (gene SH3RF3). The transcript is spliced from 11 exons. NCBI's taxonomy places the organism in Eukaryota, Metazoa, Chordata, Mammalia, Carnivora, Canidae. Bases 1 to 2514 code for a protein of 837 amino acids. The record is from RefSeq and is a predicted model, not a curated record. Gene Ontology annotation, molecular function: protein binding; metal ion binding.
AUGCUGCUCGGAGCGUCCUGGCUGUGCGCGUCCAAGGCGGCCGCCGCUGCUGCGCAGAGCGAGGGCGACGACGACAGGCCCGGCGAGCGGCGGCGGCGGCGGGCGGCGGGCGAGGACAUGGACGAGUCGUCGCUGCUGGACCUGCUGGAGUGCUCGGUGUGCCUGGAGCGCCUGGACACCACGGCCAAGGUGCUGCCGUGCCAGCACACUUUCUGCCGCCGCUGCCUGGAGAGCAUCGUGUGCUCGCGCCACGAGCUGCGCUGCCCCGAGUGCCGCAUCCUGGUGGGCUGCGGCGUGGACGAGCUGCCGGCCAACAUCCUGCUGGUGCGCCUGCUGGACGGCAUCCGCCAGCGCGCCCCGGGCUCCCCGGUCUUCCUCCCUGCGGGGGCCGGCAACGCCACCGCCAGCCUGCGCGAGCUGGCGACCAGCAGGAGCGCGCCCGUGGCCAAGACUCUUUCCCAGCUUCCCUAUGGGAAGGCGCUCUACAGUUACGAGGGAAAGGAACCCGGCGACCUCAAGUUCAGCAAGGGCGAUGUCAUCAUCCUGCGGCGCAAGGUGGAUGAGCACUGGUACCACGGGGAGCUGCACGGGGCACAUGGUUUCCUGCCUGCCAGCUAUAUCCAGUGUGUCCGGCCCCUGCCACAGACCCCGCCCCAGGGCAAAGCACUUUAUGAUUUCGAGAUGAAGGACAGAGACCAGGACAAGGACUGUCUGACCUUCACCAAGGACGAGAUCCUGACUGUCAUCAGAAGAGUGGAUGACAACUGGGCAGAAGGCAUGCUGGGAGACAAGAUUGGGAUCUUCCCCUUGCUGUACGUGGAGCUCAACGACUCGGCCAAGCAGCUCAUGGAGAUGGACAAGGCCUGCCCAGCCGCUGUGUCUGGCUGCCACGCCCUGGUGCCCUCUGACCCCGGCACGGCAGCCAGUGUGGCCCUGGGACCCUCAGCGAGCAGCACGGGGGCGGUCAGCGCCUUUCAGCGGCGUGCGGACAGCAAGAAGAACGCCAAGAAGCGCCACUCCUUCACCGCGCUCAGUGUGACACACAAGUCCUCCCAAGCCACGAGCCACAGGCACUCCAUGGAGAUCAGCGCUCCAGUUUUGAUCAGCUCCAGUGAUCCCCGGGCCGCAGCCAGAAUCGGGGACCUGGCCCACCUGUCCUGCAGCGCUCCCACCCAGGACUCCUCUUCCUCUGCCGGACCUGCCUCAGCAGCUGAACAGCAAGGCACAGCUCCCAAAGUCCAGCUGCCCCUCAACGUGUACCUGGCACUCUAUGCUUACAAGCCCCAGAAGAAUGAUGAGCUGGAGCUGCGGAAGGGCGAGAUGUACCGUGUCCUAGAGAAAUGUCAGGACGGCUGGUUCAAGGGGACGUCCCUGAGGACUGGGCUCUCUGGGGUGUUCCCAGGAAACUAUGUAACACCCGUCUCCAGAGCUCCUGUAGGAGGGGCUGGGCCACCCCGGAAUAAUGUCGUUGGAGGGUCUCCACUGGCCAAAGGGAUGGCCACAACCAUCCACCCAGGUGGUGGAAGUCUGAGCAGCCCAGCCACUGCCACAAGGCCAGCCCUUCCCCUCACCACACCCCAGGCCCAGCACCAGGCGGCCUCUCCGCCGACGGGCAGUUGCCUGCGGCACACAGCCCAGCCGGCCACCAGCCAAGCCCGGGGCACCGUCCCCACAGCUGCCCACUCCUCAGCCCAGGCCCAAGACCGGCCAACAGCCACCGUGUCGCCCCUGCGCACCCAGAACUCCCCCUCACGCCUGCCCGCUGCCAGCCUCAGACCCCACUCGAUGGUGUCCCCGCAGCACCUGCACCAGCCCCCCGUGCAGACGAUUCUUGGGGCCCAGUGCCCCCGAGCAGCCAUCCCACUUACAUCCGCAGCAUCAGCCGUCACGCCUCCCAAUGUCAGUGCAGCCAACCUCAACGGGGAGGCCGGAGUGGGGCCUGGCAGUGGCCUGUCAUCAUCCAGCCCCACCAACACCGGAUGCAAACCAGAUGAGAAAAAAAAUGAAAAGAAAGAGAAGAAGAGUGGGCUGCUGAAGCUUCUCGCUGGGGCUUCCACCAAGAAGAAAUCUCGCUCCCCACCGUCCAUCUCUCCAACCCACGAAGCCCAGGUGGCAGCAGACACCUCACUCCAGGGUGCCGUGGGGCCCGAAGUGUCCUCGCUGUCCAUGCAUGGCAGGGCAGGCUCCUGCCCCAUAGAGAGUGAGAUGCAGGGUGCUGUGGGGAUGGAGCCACUGCACAGAAAGGCGGGCUCCUUGGAUCUGAACUUCUCCUCAUCCCCCUCCAGGCAAGCACCUCUCUCCAUGGCUGCCAUCCGUCCGGAGCCCAAGCCUUUGUCCAGGGAGAGGUACCGCGUGGUAGUCUCAUACCCUCCCCAGAGUGAGGCGGAGAUUGAGCUGAAGGAAGGUGACAUCGUCUUUGUGCACAAGAAGCGAGAGGACGGCUGGUACAAGGGAACCCUGCAGAGGAACGGCCGCACCGGUCUCUUCCCAGGCAGCUUUGUGGAGAGCUUCUGAGGACCCGCCCCCCACACCCUGCUCCUGGGCACCGAGGCUCCCCGGGGUCCCCAGGGGCUGAAGAGAGGAGGUCCAGGCCGCCGAGGGUCCUGGGUCCCUCUCAAGGCUCCUGGCAGGCCACCCUGGACGAGGACGGGAGCUGAGGGACGCAGGGUCGCGCCUCCACCCACAGCCCCCAGCCGAGAGUGCACCCCGGGGUGCAUCUCCGACAAAAAUGCUUCCCUCUGCGUAAACUGUAAAGAAAUGUCAUUGAAAAGAGAAGCUGUUGAUGCGGGUUGAUUUGCUCUGUGCCGGACUGCUAAGCGGCGGCGGGCUUGCUGGCUGCCCACGCAGGCCAGGGCCCAGGGCGUCAGCAUGAUGUCUCGAUGGGCUGCCCAGGGCUUCCUGUGGGGGAUCCAGAUUGCUCCAUCACCUCUCUAUAUACCUCAGUCACCUGCCACCCGGCCGCACAGCAAGGGUGUUCCCGGCCCAGGGCCUUCACCAGGUCCAGGGGGUCCCCGGGCCAGCCCAGCGCACAGCUCCCAUCGCAGGCGCCAGAUCGCACUUGGCUUUGUUUCCUGCCCAUGUUAUAAGCCACACAUUUCUUUUGCCGCCACUGUCCCUUUGCAUUGCUUCUUUCUUACAACAUCUUUUUAAGGUAAAGCUGUUAGACUUUCUAUAUUUCUAAUAGGUCAUACAUUGCCUAUUUUUCAUACAUCUGGUGCUGCCUUUUUGUAAAACCAGUAAUGACUUGGUUGAGCUUGAAAGAAAAAAUAUCUAAGUUGAUAUCGAGUGGGCAGAAUUUUUAUACGUAGCAUGUGAAUUUUGGAAAACUCUGAAAAGCCCACGUACUCAACAUCAGUGUUGGCUACUGCUCCGUGGAGAAGAGGGAACCACUUAAAUAGUGGUUGGAAGGAGUUUGGUAAAAACCAAUUUCUUUAAACCCUUACCAAAGCUCCGUGCUAUGUCUAGACAGUGGUAAUUACUAUUCAAGAACUGGAACCAUUUCAAGGAAGGGUCACUGCAAUUGCUUUUGUGUGGCAGUAAAAAGAACAUCAAGGUCAACCCCAGCCUAGGAAGGCAGAAUUUUCCUUUUAUUGCUUUAGAGAAAAUGAAUACAAUUAGCAUAAUCAAAAUAUGACUUCUUGGUACUGAAAUGUGCAGUUUUUAACCAGAGUUCAGAUUUACCACCUUGUGAUGGUUUUGUCUUUUUUUUUUUUUUUCCUAAUAAAUGCUUCCCUAUCAGGCAGUACAGAUGUUGGUGUAGAGACUGGAAGUACAAUGAGGAGAACAAGGGAUUUGAGGCAUUGCUGCAGACCCAGAAUCCAAGGGAGCUGGGAGGAGAAAAAGGAGGAAGGGGCAUCUUUGAUCCCGGCACCCUGCCCUGGGCGGGGUCCGUCAGAGCCUCCUCCUGAGCCCGGCAGCCCAGACCUCCCAGACACAGACUGGAGAAGGCAGUCUCAUUCUCAAGAGAGUCAGACCUUAAGAAUACGUUCCUAUCAGCUCAAAGUCACAAUUCAUAAGCCCCCUCUUUUUAUUUUUACAAAGCUACUCAAGUUUAAAUUAGGCUGACUAAAUUAGCCUUUGGCAAUGUAAGAUUGCCUGGUUUUGAAAGAUGCAACAAAAUCCAGAAACACAUUCCCUCGCCUGAUGUGAUGCCUUUGAAAUACCAAAUGUUUAUUUUCAGAGUUCCUAUUUGGGGAUGUUACUUGGCUAUUUGUUACUGCCAGGUGGCUACCAUGCUGGUGAUAUCACACCUAGACAAAGGCUCCUCUCCCUUCUCCAGAUGAGCAUAGAUUUAAUAAGAGUUGAGAAAUUUGUUCUGAAUCAAAGAAAGACAAAAUCCGGCUUAAACCUGGGGAGCCCCAUACAUGUGUUAAUGACAACCAGAAGGUAACCAUUUGCCAUCAGUGCCAAAUUAGUUGCCUGUAAUGCACAAAAAUCAUGUGCAUGUUUAAAAUCAUGCCAUCACCAAAAAUGUGCGUGGAUUAACAUGCUGAGACACAUGUUCCCCAGUGAGACCGAAACUAACUCAAAUCCCCAGAUAAUAAGGAAAGCCUUUUUUAAAAAAAUGAAGACAGUUACCAAGCAACAAAUAGACUAACUUGGACCUUCUUUCCUCUCUGAGCCACUGCCUACAUGAUGCUCGUGGUAGGUAGGAAUUGCUGAACAGCCUAGUGACUGUGGGUGAGGCAGCAGCCCAGCAGGGCCCAGCACCCCUCACAGCAGAGAGUUGGGGCCAGCAUCCCAUGCCUUUGAAAGGUGUCAACUGGCUCCUCUUGCAGCAGAGCUGGGGCAGGCAUUGGUAUGACCUUGGGGAGGAAGCAGUGCCAUGGGCCAGCCAUCACCAGGACAUCCUUUCAGGUGAGACUCACAGAGAGCAGGGAAAUGCACGAUCAGCACCCGUGCUCUGAGCUGUUUUCAAACACAUUCAACCAAAUCCAUCAGCCUUCAUGACCAUUUAGCCCACAGAGAGGAGCAGGAACAGAAUUACCACCUUGUGAUGAUUCUGUCUUUUUUUUUUUUAAUAAAUGUUUCCCUAUCAGGCAGUACAGAUGUUGGUGUAGAGACUGGAAGUACAAUGAGGAGAAUAAGGGAUUUGAGGCAUUGCUGCAGACACAGAAUCCAAGGGAGCCGGGAGGAGAAAAAGGAGGAAGGGGCACCUUUGAUCCCGGCACCCUGCCCUGGGCACCACCAUCUGGCCCUACAGAACAAACUCAUUUUGGCUACUAAGAUGAAACCAACACCUUGUCUGAACCCUCACACUCUACCCUGACCCAGCAAUUUACACAUCCUGGUUAUUAGUGGCAUUUGGCAGCCAAAGUGACUUGCUUUGAGGAAUGCAGUAGAGUCCAUAGCCACCACGGAGGUCCGCAGGCACUGAAGUGACAGGGACAGCUGGUCCACCUAAGGGCCUCAGAAGUGGAGUGGGGAGACAGUGGGCAGCCAGUUCCCUGGCAGCCUCACUGUGUGAAUGCCAGGCUCUGGUACCCCAAACAAGUUCAGCUGCCUGGCUGGGAAGUUCUUUGUACUUUGCACAGUUCACAAACACAUACACACACACACACACACACACACACACACACACGAUGUUUUUGUUAUACACAAAUGUCAGCGUGUGAUUUUGAAAGAAUUGACAGUGAUGACAAACUAUGAUGCCUGUGUUUCUGAGUCUUUAAAUAAAAAUGAACAUGGAGAGGUCUUGUGUCUGGAUGAUUCAAGCAGUGAGGGUGGGGCAGAGGCUGAGAGGGACCCGAGCAGAAAGGCCUAAGUGGGUAAGAGUGUGACAAGGCAGGUGCCUUACUGUGUCCCUGCUGGCCGGCACGUUGGCUCACACACCCACCAUUGCAGAAUGCUUCCAUGUGGGAAGCACAGGGUGUUGGGCCAUUAGGGAGACCAGGAAUGUCAAGACAGCCAUGUCCAACACAUGCCAGAGAUGCACUAGCCGGGCACUAAGUAUUGAGCCAGCCACCCACUGGUGGGUGUGCAGUACCUCCAGUGGCUCAUUUGC